AUGUUUGAUGAGAUGAUACGAGUUUUGGGGAACGUUAGAUAUGUCCCUAGACUAAAAAAGAACUUGAUUUCUUUGGGUACUUUAGAUGAGGCUGACUAUGGGUACGAGUCUAAAAAGGGAAGACUCAGGGUAGCCAAAGGAUCAUUGGUGGUAAUGCGGGGUAUAGAAGACAAGACUGAACUCUGGCAUCAUAGGCUCGGGCACAUAAGCCAGAAAGGGUUGCAAGAAUUACACAAGCAAAGCCUAUUGGAAGGCGUGUCAUCUUGCAAACUGGACUUUUGUGAAUAUUGUGUUCUUGGAAAGCAAAGGAAGGUAUCAUUCACGAGUAGCAAUGCAGAUAACCGAAGCAAGGAGCAACUCAGCUAUAUUCACUCAGAUGUUUGGGGCCCUGCACCAACCAAAUCAAAUGGUGGAGCCAGAAAGGUUUGGGUUUAUUUCAUGAAGCAGAAAUCCGAGGUUUUUGCAAAGUUCAAGGAAUGGAAAACAGAAACCGAGAAUCAAACUGGAAGAAAGAUCAAGUACCUGAGAAGUGAAAAUGGAGGUGAAUAUACAAGUAAUGAGUUUACCGAUUACUGCAAGCAAGAAGGCAUCACAAGGCACUUCACAGUAAAGAAGAAUCCCCAACAAAAUGGAGCUGCUAAGAGGAUGAACCGAACUCUCAUGGAGAGAGAGAGGAGCUUGCGAUUUCAUGCAGGAUUGCCUGAUAGUUUUUGGGCAGAGGCUGAUAUCAACAACAGGAAAAAGGUUGUCAGUCGAGAUGUUGUCUUUGAUGAGACAACCAUGCCUCUGAAUAAAGUCGAGAGCAGUAGGGAGAAGAAAGACGAUGUUGAAAUUGAAGCAAUAAAGAUUCCGUUAAUCAGUUCAGACGAAGAAGCAACUCAGGUGGAGCAAAUUGAGCAAGAUGCCGAAUCUGAUGGUUUUGAGGAAGAAGAAGAGCAUUAG
Molecule: messenger RNA, 942 nt
Organism: Prunus armeniaca (apricot)
Lineage: Eukaryota; Viridiplantae; Streptophyta; Magnoliopsida; Rosales; Rosaceae
Source: the annotation of a GenBank genome assembly